Molecule: messenger RNA, 503 nt
Organism: Notodromas monacha
Lineage: Eukaryota; Metazoa; Arthropoda; Ostracoda; Podocopida; Cyprididae
Source: the annotation of a GenBank genome assembly
UGAGCCUGCAGAUCCCGAAACCGGCUGGUGUUCAAGACAGUCAUUUCCUCAGGAUCCCUGUGCACGAUUCUCCGAGCGAAAAGCUUCUGCCUCAUUUCCUUCAAGCCUUCGAAUUUCUUGAUAUGGUGCAAGAAGUGGGAGGCAACGUGCUGGUGCACUGCUUUGCAGGCAUCUCCAGAUCUCCAACCCUCGUUAUUGGCUAUGUCAUGGACAGACUCCACUUGUCUUCUGAAGAGGCCUUCAGAUAUGUGAAAUCCAAGAGAGCCGUUGUUGCGCCGAAUUUCAACUUCUUGGGGCAGCUCUUGGAGUACGACCAGUAUUUGAAAACCCGGCUGAAAACGAAUCUUCACAAAGUUCACACUGCACCAGCGACAUCUGCCCCGUUGGAGUUUUCCUGGGAGAUAACCACUAGCUCGCCAAAGCAGUCUCCGUCAUCAGCGACACCUGGUCCUAAAUUCUACCUCCGGAGCCCAUCUCUGGCCAAAAGUCCCAAUCUUGGCUGA